AUGGAAGGUGGCUGGGACAAGGCGAUGUGGCUGUCUUGUGGUGGUGAAGGAGUUGCAGCCGUGCAGGCACUAAGGCGGGACUAUGGGAAUGGUGGCGGGCGUGAUCCUAGUGGAGGGUGGCAGGCGAUGGCAACCCAUGGUGCAAGGUUGCAGGUGACAGUCGACAUAGUCGGAUGGACAUACUGGCGCCGGGAUCAGGAGGGCGGGGAUGAUCAAGGAGGGAAAGACAAGUGGGAGGAUAGGACGCAAACCUCAACCGGCGAUGCGGACUCGCUCCUCGUCGAUAUCCUCUCCUCCGGCGAUGUGUACUCGGUCUCGCUCCUCCUCGACAUCCUCCUGUCCUCCUCCGGUGGCGAAGCAGAGGCGCUCCUCCUCGACAUCCUCUACUCCGGCGGUGAAGCGGCCACGCGGGCGCUCUCCUCCGUCGAGAUUCCCACCCUGUCCAGACCAAAUGCUGUGGAGGCUGUUUUGCUGGAAGAGUUUCGAACUUUUAAGGACAAGUCCAAGGCCAUUAAUAAAAGUACUGGUGUCAGCAAAAGGCUUACUGAUAUGAUCAUGAACUGUCGCUUCCCUGAACAGAAAAUUGCUGUUGGAAAGCUUGAAUAUAAAAGAAUUAUUGAAGAGAGAUUGGUCAAUGAGCAAAUUGCUGCGACAGCUUCUGCGUUGUUUCACUGUGAUUCUGUUGAGAAGAAAUAUUCUGGAGCCUUGCGCCGUGCAGGUGACCUCAUUAAGGAUGUCUCUGGCAUCAACUGCGAGGGUUGGACGUUACUGAAAAUUGCAACAGCUCUGAAGAUGAUAUGGUGGCCUGAAUUUGGCGACUCCUGUGAGGUUUCAGAAGAUGACGUGUCAAGAUGCAGUGUAGUUACCGUGAAAAUGGGGUCUCACUUUGUCGACGGUAGCUCGGAAGGCAGGGAAGGCUGGAAGGAUGUGGAGCGCCGCUUCGACGAGAUGAACAAGGCCGGGCGCAUCCCAAAGGAGAGCUUCGGCAAGUGCAUCGGCAUGGGAGACAUGGAGGAGUUCGUGGCGGAGCUGUUGGUGGCGAUGUCGAGGCGGUGGCAUAUCGAUCCAGAUGAGGGCGUCAACAAGGAUCAGCUCAAAGAGCUCUGGGAGGAGGUGACCAACCGCAAUUUCGACUCGCGCCUCCGCAUUUUCUUUGACAUAUGCGACAAGAACGGCGAUGGAAAGCUCACGGAAGACGAGGUCAAAGAGGCUAUUAUAUUGAGCGCGUCGGCGAACAAGCUGAAGAUCGACGCCGCCGCCUACGCGCCACUGGUCAUGGAAGAGCUCGACCCCGACCACCGUGGCUACAUCGAGAUGUCGCAGCUGGAGACGCUGUUGCGUGGGGCGGUGAGCGCGCGGGCGCCGGAGGACGAGGUGCAGUUGGAGAGGAGGUCACGGCUGGUCCGGUCGAUGACGGCCUGCGGGAACUGGAUGCACCUGAUAGUCCCUGUCCUCUUGUCUGCCUGCCAGGGAAUUAUCAGAAAGGUUCGCUGGAACAAUGAGCAGAUGAAAUUUCAAAAGGAAAUGUGCUUUGUCUUGGCAUGCAUAAGCCACGGGGUUUCAAGUACAAGUGGGAUGCACCUGUUUAUCAAAUGUAAUGAAGUCUCCACUUCUGAAUGGCAUCCCUUCCCCAUCACCUCUGCACCUGGAGAUGGCAAUCUAAACGUGCAUAUCCGCGCCGUUGGUAAUGGUGACUGGGCAUCUCAACUCCUGAACAUUUUCGCAAAGCCCACGGUCUUUAUUGACGGUCCUUAUGGUGCACCGGGCCAGAAUUACAAGAAAUACGAUAUUUUCUUGUUCAUCGGUCUUGGGUUCAGCGUCACUGCUUUUAUCAGCGUACUAAUAGAUAUCAUGAACAAUGUUUAUCCCACCGAUGAGGUGGAAAGCACACGUGGUUCUGAGGUCAAGAACAACUGGCCGGAAAGGGCUUACUUCUACUGGGUCACCGGAGAGCAAGAAUCCUUCGACUGGUUCAAAGGAAUCAUGAAUGACGUUGUCUACCUCGACCGCAGUAAUGUAAUAGAGAUGUACAAUUACCUCACCAGCGUGUAUGAAGAAGGCGAUCCAAGGUCAGCGAUGAUCUCCGUGCUUCAGUCACUCCAACACGCCAAAACUGGCGUUGAUGUCAUCUCUGGAAGCGAGAUUUGGACGCAUUUUGCAAGACCUAAUUGGAGAAUGGUGUUCUCUCGCUUGGCCAAUGCCCACAAGAACUCUCGUAUAGGUGUUUUCUAUUGUGGAACUCCAACGCUCAUGGAGCAACUCAAGGAUCUUUCGGCAGAAUUCAGCCAGACAACCACAACUAGAUUCCAUUUCCACAACGAGAGUUCAACCAUAAUUUAAAGCUUGAUGUACUGUUGUGGAUGAAUUUAUUUAUUUAUUGCGGGAAAUUGUUG
This is a messenger RNA of Triticum dicoccoides, 2393 nucleotides long. Its product is annotated as putative respiratory burst oxidase homolog protein J. The transcript is spliced from 18 exons. Gene Ontology annotation, molecular function: peroxidase activity; NAD(P)H oxidase H2O2-forming activity; calcium ion binding. Gene Ontology annotation, cellular component: plasma membrane. Lineage: Eukaryota; Viridiplantae; Streptophyta; Magnoliopsida; Poales; Poaceae. The coding region runs from base 1 to 2340 and encodes 779 amino acids. The record is from RefSeq and is a predicted model, not a curated record.